Messenger RNA from Candidula unifasciata, 222 nucleotides. The record is from the annotation of a GenBank genome assembly. NCBI's taxonomy places the organism in Eukaryota, Metazoa, Mollusca, Gastropoda, Stylommatophora, Geomitridae.
AUAUGUGGGAUAAAAACCUUGUGUCAAUGUGCUGAACUGUUCCCGCAUUACCGGAUCCACAUCGCUGAAGUCCCUGGCAGUAGAAAGAAGUCACGUGUCCGCAAUGGACCGAAAUCCCCCAGCCCAGCUGGCAAGUUGAUUGGACGAUCUGGGCGGAAGUCUGAAACCCUUGGGCGGAAGUCAGAAAACGGUGCAGCCAAGAAAGCUUCUAAACGAAGAUGA